Molecule: messenger RNA, 1539 nt
Organism: Plutella xylostella (diamondback moth)
Lineage: Eukaryota; Metazoa; Arthropoda; Insecta; Lepidoptera; Plutellidae
Gene: PGS1
Product: Phosphatidylglycerophosphate synthase 1
Biological process (GO): cardiolipin biosynthetic process
Cellular component (GO): mitochondrion
Molecular function (GO): CDP-diacylglycerol-glycerol-3-phosphate 3-phosphatidyltransferase activity
Source: RefSeq, a predicted model, not a curated record
GUUUUGUGUUUUACAAUACAAAUGCUUAAAUACGUUUAAAAUUAAAAACUACAAAUAAUUUAACAGGAAAAAUAUGAGAGUACUCUAUGCACGGCAUAAAGCAUCGAAAACAAAUCUCUAACCAAAGUCAGUAAUGUUAAUUAAUAGCAACAUGAAGUUAAGGAUAAAAGCGGCAGAGUUACAGCAUUUUAGUUGGCUCUACAAAUUAGCCCCGUGUUUUCCUGUAAAAGCCACUAAAAUCAAUGUAAUAACCGAUCCUAGAACUUUUUACGACACUCUCUGCGAGCGAUUCAAGAAUGCAGACUCCAGGAUAUCCGUCGCGAGCUUAUACAUCGGCACUGGCGAACUGGAGCGGAGGUUACUCGAUAUCACCAAAGAUAAUGUUGUGAUGAAGAAGAAUUUAAAGUUUAGUGUUCUUUUAGACUAUCAGAGAGGUACGAGAGGGGAAGUCAACUCCAAGACCCUUUUACAGAGCUUUGUAAAUGAUGUGCCAGAGCGUAGCAAUAUUAGUUUAUACCAGACUCCUCGUUUGCACGGCUCGUGGUCGAAUGCCCUGCCGUCAAGGUACAAUGAGAUUGUGGGUCUUCAGCACAUGAAGCUGUACAUAGCGGAUGACUCGGUACUGCUGAGUGGAGCCAACUGCUCCUCCGACUACUUCCAUCAGAGACAGGAUCGCUAUAUUGAAAUUCAUGAUCCUGAUCUUGCUGACUUUUACAGUGAAUUAAUAGAUGUUAUGGGCAGUUAUAGCAAGAAGUGUGUGGGCGAUGCUGUUACUGACCACGGGCUGCCUAGCAAGGAGGCGGUGGUAGCGGGAGUGCGGGAUAAAGUAUCGGCAUUCACAGACAAGUGGAUGAGGCAGCAAGAGGCUAAACCAAUAAAUGAUGCAGCAGACACAUGGGUGUUUCCACUCUUACAAAUGGGUGAAUACGGCAUCACUCAAGAUGAAGAGGCAACCCAGGCCAUGCUGUCAUCGGCCCCCGAGGGCUCACAGCUCAAACUGGCCACCGGGUACUUCAACCUGACCGAGGACUACACACAGACGCUGCUACAGCGAAGCAAGGCUAUGAUCAGUCUGUUGAUGGCACAUCCUAAUGCAAAUGGCUUCCUCGGAGCAUCAUUCCCGGCUGGCGGCAUACCGCACGCGUACUCACUCAUAGCUAAACAAUUCUGGCAGAGAGUGCUGGAGACGGGGCAGGCUGGGCGGAUACAGAUGAUGGAGUAUGAGCGGGAGGGGUGGACCUUCCACGCGAAAGGACUGUGGUACUACGCGCCGGGCGCGGGGCUGCCGUGCGCGACGGUGGUGGGCUCGGCCAACCUCGGGGAGCGCUCCGUCCGGCGGGACCUGGAGGCGCAGGCCGCUGUACUCACUGUGGACCCGGAUCUACAGCGCCGCCUCCACUCCGAAUGCACUUCCCUCCACACGCCGGCGGCGUCGUGCGGCGCCUCGCUGCUGGCGCGCGCUGUGCCGCUGUGGGUGCGCGCCACCGUCGGCCUGUUCCGGACAUACUUCUGAACAGCCGCCAAGCUGGUGCAGCUACU